This is a messenger RNA of Sodiomyces alkalinus F11, 1130 nucleotides long. RefSeq names its product SRF-TF-domain-containing protein. NCBI's taxonomy places the organism in Eukaryota, Fungi, Ascomycota, Sordariomycetes, Glomerellales, Plectosphaerellaceae. Gene Ontology annotation, biological process: positive regulation of transcription by RNA polymerase II. Gene Ontology annotation, molecular function: RNA polymerase II cis-regulatory region sequence-specific DNA binding; protein dimerization activity; DNA-binding transcription factor activity, RNA polymerase II-specific. The record is from RefSeq and is a predicted model, not a curated record. The coding region runs from base 216 to 884 and encodes 222 amino acids. The transcript has 3 exons.
UUCCUGGCUUGACUUCCACAGACCCCCAGCUCUGAUACGGCUGUCACCACAACCAGGUUUCGACAAAAGAGACCUGCUACAUACCUAUCACACCAGCGCGCCCCCCAUCCCCAACCGUCGCCAGAUCAAGUAUAGAUCCAUCGGUACCACACCCAAAACAGCAUCCCAUCUCCACCAAAUUUGGUCUCUUUACCUCGUGAUUCAAGCUAUCAGAAAUGGCCGACAUCACCGAACAUCACGAGCAGGCCUCGCCGCAGGGCGAAAUCGAAGAGGCGCAAUCGGUCGGCAACGGUAGCGCGACCGAGAAUCGCGGCAUCAAACGUCAACGCCCCAGCGGUCCUGAUGACGACGACGACGACGAAGAGAAGGGCGGCCGCGAACGUCGCAAGAUAGAGAUUAAGUUCAUCAACGAUAAGUCGCGACGCCACAUCACUUUCUCCAAGCGAAAGGCUGGCAUAAUGAAAAAAGCCUACGAGCUUUCGGUCUUGACGGGCACCCAGGUGCUCCUUCUUGUCGUGUCAGAAACCGGCUUGGUCUACACCUUCACAACGCCGAAGCUGCAACCGCUGGUCACUAAAGCCGAGGGCAAGAACUUGAUCCAGGCGUGCCUGAAUGCUCCCGAGCCCGGCCAGGGCAACGAAAACGGCGUGGACGACGGAAAUCAAGUCGAAUCGCCGGAGGAGCCGCCCCAGCAACAUCUCCCUCCUCAAGCCACCCGCCAGCCGGGCAUGCCCCAGAACCCACAUAUGCCGCCUAAUUAUAUGCCGAACAUGGGCAUGGAUCCAUCGAAUCUUGCCUAUGGCGGCUAUGUAAAUCAGCAGCGAGGAGGUGGUUAUCCAAUGCCUCAACCUGGCAUGCCGCAGCAUACGUCUCACCAGUCAUGAUGGUGUGCCUCGAUGCCUCAAAAUGUUACUAGCUGAUACCCCGGCAUACUGCAUUACGGAGAUCUCGAGCUUGGUCUGGACAUUCCCUGACUAUCCAAACUAAUACGCGAGGUUCGGCGGUCUGGCGUUCUGCUUGGUGUUGCUUGCAUUAUACUUGAUUUAGCGGCUACGGCCGCCAUUCAUUUUCCCGCUCUCUUGUCUCUUUAUUUCGUUGAUUCAUCGCCUUUCAAUGUUUUCCCUCUUAUC